UUCCCCCUUAAAAUGUACAGGCUCAUUCAAAUAAAAUUAGAAAUGCCAAUGGAAUAUAUUCAUCUGGGAAAUUACAUUUUAACGUCACAGCCAAGGAAAAAUUUGAGCUGUAUUUUGAAGUCAAAAGUACUUAUUUUAUGUUUACCAUUACGUCUUCCGGGCAUAGUAUGAGAACAACCACAAAACUCAGGGCUCAGUCUCAGUGGCAGCCUCCUUCUGGGAAUGGGGUAGGGGGUGCGAUCAAUAGUGAAAUAAUUGGAAUCAAGGGCUUCUUCGAGACUUAUUCUGGAAACAUCUGAAAGCAAGAUCGGAUUGGAGGCCAAAAGAAGGGUCUAACAGAGACGGGGUGAGGCGUCCAGACCAGUGCGAUCGCGAUCGAUCGCGACCCAGAGUUUUCAAGGUCCGUCCUAAGUACUAGCCGGGCAGCGAUAAACCGGAGGUAAGAUUACCAGCGCAAAGCAUCCCUAACCUUCUCCUCCUCCUGCUGACACCCUCCCCUCAACUCUCUGCUUAUGCCGGAAGCCAUCCUCACACAACCUGGUGCAAACAACCUUGGCGCGGGACGCAGCCAAAGAACACGAGAUGCCAUUUCUCAGCCCAGUUGGAAAGAGGCCGGGAGCACCCGUUCCCUGACCCCCUCAGCCCCACUGCCUGCCGCCCCCGGUACUGACCAGCUCCUUCUUCCUCUUCUCCUCUUUCACGUCGGUCUUCUUGAUCUCUGCCUUGAAAGCCUCCGCCUCGCCAUUCUGGUCGUCCUUGGCCAGCAGGUCCAUGAGGGACACCAGCCCCAACGAAGACCUUGGGCGAUUUCAAAGUGCGGGCAUCUCGAUUCCCCGAAUCUGUAGUGUGGCUGGUAUCGGUGUUCCCCUGGUUUAACUAGCCUGUUUGAAGGCGCAGAUCAUUCAUGGGGAAGUAUAACCGAAACCAGUCCUCUCCACCCCCUGGGGGUCUUCACUUUCCCAGUCUACAUCUGUCUGUGACUCCAGAAAGACAAACUGCAGAUUGGCCAAGCUGCCUGAAGACCCAGCCCGACAGCAAUGCCUGCCAGCCCGCGUCGCCCACCAGGGCAGCUGCUCUCCCGACUCGCAUGGGGGGCACCACUCCGCCUCGGUGCCCUAGAGCUGAGCGCAGCCGCAGCUCCACGGGGAUCGCCAGGGCCUCAGCCCUCGCGGCUGGCGGCGCGGGAGUGUUGCGGGGCAGGGACCAGAGCGCGACCAGAGCGGCCACCCCCGAUUUAGGUCGCCAGCUUUCCAGCCACUGCGAUGGCCACUGGGGCGCCCCUUCCAUCCUGGUUAAAUUCUCAUUGUGAUCCCCAGCCCUCUUCUCGGUUCCCGACACCCAGGAGGCCGGUUCUCCGCCGCUCAGGCCGGGAGAGGUCACCGCUUCGGACAGGGUGGACCCCCAGCUCCGUCUCGGAGGACCUUUCGCCGCAGGCGAGCAGGAAGGGGUUAACCAUGAGCCUCCCACCCUCACCUCCCAGCCCCUGGUGCCGGGCGAAGGCCUCCGCUUCCCUCCUGAGGUCUCAUUAGGAAACCCUCACCGCUAUUUUCAACAUUUCCUCAAUCAAGUGCCUUUAAAUAGAGCUGCACAAACAGAUUGGCGGCAAAAGCGUAGAUCUUGUCACGAUUGAGACCAAUCCAAUAUUUCAGCCUUGUUUGCUUUGCAAUUACGGGUUGGCUUGUGGCUGCGGUGCCACCGGGGCAAAUCUGCAGCCGUUCGCUUUCUCCUCUGCACUCCGGGCGGGUGGAGGAAGCGACCCGCGGAGUCACUGCAGGGAGGAGAAGGGGACGCGCGCGAGGGGGAGGCGGCGGAGGGCGGAGGAACCUCGCUUGCACCCCAGGGCCGCGGGCACGCAGAGCUGUGUUGAAGGACAUACUUUUCAGGUUUCUGACAGUCACUGAGCUAUACGCAAUAAUAAAGUGCGUGAUUCGCGUGUGGAAACCAGUGUCGUGUCCUUACCAGCUUCCUUUUCUGCCCACCUUCCCUCUCUCUUCUACCUCCGUUUCGCUUUUCUUCAGUGUAUGUUAGCAGUUUGCUGGAUUUCCCUUCUCCCUCGCUGUUCAACUGCUAGCAUGAUUUGUUACAUUUUCCACAGCUGUUUAUUCUUGUUUGACUUUUUGUACAAAGUCACUUUAAAUCUGUUGCAGAAAGAAUAAAGCUCCUAGCCCUUUGGAUGGGCUCCUGCAGGCGUGUGGCUGUCCCUGGCCCACUUUUAAUUCUUUGGAGAUGGCUCUUCUGUGUAAAUCAGCUGCUGGGUGCAUUCGGUCACCUCGUAGGCCAGCCUAGUUUGUAUCAGCAGAACAGUAGUGAACUCAAAUCAGGUCGUAAGCAUUAUAUUUCACAGACAAUUAAAUCUUGGCUGCUGUUGAACAAAACUGUAAUAUUUACUCUGUUCUAUACCGAGGAGCACUUUUAAAGUAAAAAA
Nomascus leucogenys (northern white-cheeked gibbon) is the source of this 2425-nucleotide messenger RNA. RefSeq lists its product as uncharacterized. Lineage: Eukaryota; Metazoa; Chordata; Mammalia; Primates; Hylobatidae. The record is from RefSeq and is a predicted model, not a curated record. The transcript has 4 exons. Bases 905 to 1309 code for a protein of 134 amino acids.